Messenger RNA from Asterias rubens (European starfish), 3974 nucleotides. RefSeq lists its product as uncharacterized. The record is from RefSeq and is a predicted model, not a curated record. Lineage: Eukaryota; Metazoa; Echinodermata; Asteroidea; Forcipulatida; Asteriidae. The coding region runs from base 84 to 3188 and encodes 1034 amino acids. The transcript has 2 exons.
CCCGAAGGAACUUGAUACUUUUUUGUUGAUUCGCAUAAAGCUGCCAAGUUGAAGAAACCCUCAACACUGGAAUAUAGGCUGAGAUGGGAAAAACUAAACAAUCAAAGACAUCCAUCACCCCUCCAGCAGAGACCGAUCAAUCUACUUUGAAGAAACAUGGAAAGUCAACAACCAAAUCACUUAAAGCUGCCACUUUGAAGACACCUCACUCACUUCAGCCGGUAAAAACUACUGAGUCAUUGAUGUCAAACGGCCAAGAGAAAUCUGCAAAAAAAUGUACGCGUAUCACUUUCAAGUUUAAGAAACAAGACGGGUUGUUAGCAACUGUUAAGCGAAAGGGAUCAACUAAGAAGUCUGUUACACAUGAUGAGUUAAAGAGAGUAACCAAGUUCAAGAAAUCCACUAAUUUAAAGAAGCUAGCAAAGGUGGAAAAAACAGUUAAGUUGAAAACAUCUGCGUGUACAAAGUUAAGAACAACAACUAAGACAAGAAGGACCCCUGUCGAGUCAGAAGAAGUGUCCAGGUUGAAAACAACUGCUUUUUACAGAGAGCUUUUUAAGAAAUACACCAAUAUAAAGAAACCAACUGUUGGUAACGGGUUGUUAAGGAAAUCCACAAAUUUAAAGAAGCCAGCCAAGGCUGAAAAAAAUGUUAAGACGAAGACACUUGCAUAUUCAAAGUUAAGAACAACAACCAAGUUAAGGACCCCUGUCGAGUCGGAAGAAGCGGCCAUAUUGAAAACAACUGUUGUAAACGGGUUGUUAAAAAAAUCCACAAGUUUCAAGAAACGAGCCAAAAAGGAAAAAACUGUUGGGGUAAAGACACCUUGUGUGUGUAUAAAUUUAAGACCACCAACCGAGUCGAGAUGGACCUCUGUCGAGGUUGAAGAAGUGGACAGGUUGAAAACAACUGUUAACAGGUUGUUAAGGAAAUCCACAAGUUUCAAGAAACAAGCUAAGGUGGAAAAAACUGCUCCGAUAAAGACACCUGCGUGGUCCCCUAAAAAAACACCAACUGAGUUAAGGACCCCUGUCGAGUCGGAAGAAGUGGACAGGUUGAAAACAACAGUUGUUAACGGUUUGUUCAGGAAAUCCACCAAUUUCAAGAAACAAGCUAAGGUGGGAAAAGCUGUUCCAAUAAAGACACCUGUGUGUACAAAGUCAAAAGCACCAACCGAGUUUAGGACCCCUGUCGAGUCAGAAGAAGCUGCCAGGUUGAAAACAACUGUUGUUAACGGGUUGUUAAAGAAAUCCACAAGUUUCAAGAAACCAGCCAAGAAGAAAAAACUUGUUGGGGUAAAGACACCUAGUGUGUGUACAAAUUUAAGACCACCAACCGAGUCGAGAUGGACCUCUGUCGAGUCGGAAGAAGUUGCCAGGUCAGAAACAACUGUUGUUAACAGGUUGUUAAGGAAGUCCACAAGUUUCAAGAAACAGGCCAAGGUGCAAAAAAAAGUUAAGAAAAAGACACCUGCAUGUUCAAAGUUAAGAACAAAAACCAAGUUAAGGACCCCUGUCGAGUGUGAAGAAGCUGCCAGUUCGAAAACAACUGUUGUUAACGGGUUGUUAAACAAAUACACUAACUUAAAGAAACCAGCCAAGGUGCAAACAACUGUUAAGAUAAAGACAACUGCAUGUACAAAGUCAAAAGCACCAACCGAGUCAAAGACCCCUGUCGAGUCAGAAGAAGCUGACAGGUUGAAAACAACCAAUUAUAACAGGUUGUUAAAGAAACCAGCCAAGGUGCAAGAAACAGUUAGGUUGAAGACACCUAUGUGUACAUCGUUAAGAGCACCAACCAAGUCAAGGACCCCUGUCGGUUCAGAAGAAGCCAGCAGGUUGAAAAAAUCCUCCAAGUUGGCUAAUCAGAACAAGCCGCAGAAAGCCAAGUCGAAGUUAGAAGAAUCUGUUGAGUUGAAGACAAACGCGAAGUCAAAACAGAUAUGUUCAGCACUUGGAUGUUCGCAUCCCAGGGUUAAGUUCGGUUGCACUUUCUACUCGUUUCCGAAAAACAAGAAGCUGGCGAGAAAGUGGAUGACAGCAGCAAAAUGUGAUGUCGCAGAAAACAAGAUAACACGGACAAAACUGAUCACAGGCAACCAUCUAAGACUCUGUAAUUGUCAUUUUGAGAAACAGCCAACUCCCACGAACAAGGUUGUUCCAACGAUAUUCUUCAAUGUUGCGCCAAGUUUUGAAACUGAGCCCAUUUCUAACAGUGCACCACACCAAGGGAGAAAACUCAAGAAAAAGAGUCUGGAUCAAGUUCAAGAUGAGCAACCAGCGAAGAAAAGUUGCUCUCAGGAGAACGAUUUUUGGAAGCACUAUCAUCAAUUGAUGGAGGACUCAUCAUCUUACAAAAAAGCUUGUGAUUCCCUGAAGCUGCUUAGCCUCCAAAAUGUCAAAGACAGUGACAGUGUGUUUGAAAUGUACACAGGUCUUCCGAAUUAUGCGAUCUUUAAACUUCUCCAUGACUAUUUGAAACUCGAUGUAGAGAAGGUCAAACCCGAACCUUUCCACAUCGUCGAAGAUGUCGAAGAUGCAGAGAUGAACUCCCAGCAACCUUUGACGUCAGAGGAGGAGUUGUUCUUGUUUCUUGUUGGGUCGAGGACGGGAAAUUCCGCAAGCGAUCUGUCUGUACGAUUCGGUGUCAGUGAGGAGACGUACAGAUUCACCUUUGCAUCAUGGGCUGUCUUUGUGAGCACCAAGCUGGAAGACUUUUACGAAACAGAAGCAGCCAAAGGCGGAGACACGUUUGUAGCGGUUGAUUUUACAGCUCUCUUUUCCGACUCUCCCAGUGUGUUUUGCGUUAAGAAUCAAAACUCGUCCCGAUCUGAGAUCCGCAAGUUGACUUUCCUCUGUUUAAAUGACAAGGGAGCAGUGACGGGUGUGCUAACCAUGCCAGAUGAUCAAGCAGUAGUGAAGAUUUCACCAAACAAGUACUUGGACUUCACUAAGGUUCACAACCAAUUUAACAAUCCAACCAGGGUGCCUAGAAUGCCUGAAAGGAACAAAUGCGCGACUUCCUCAAAUGACAUUGACAGAACAAUAGAUAGAAUAAAACGGUUUUCUUAUCUCCGAAAGCAGGUAGACCCGACGCAAUUAGACAUUUUUGAGCGAGUGUUUAAGGCUUGUGCUUACCUUACUAACUUCCAGAGUGCCUUCCGUAUGACUGGUACGCUAAAAGAGUAGGUAGUCUGAAAACAGGGAUAAUUGGGUGUUGAGCAUAGCUUAUACUUCCUGCAAAUGCAAUACAAAUGUUGACGUCACAAAUGCGCAACAAAUAAUUUGGAAGAGUUGAAAGUUACUCGACUCCUUUCGCAGCGCAAACAGGGCUGUGACGUCAGGAUUGGUAUCGCAUUCACAUUCUCAGGAAGUAUGAACUGGGCUUUACCUACAUGUAACUGUCUCCUUCUUUUAAGUGCUGACAAAUUGCCUACUGUAGCCCAUGCAUAGUCCCAAUGUGCAUGAUCAUCGCGCAAAGGGUUUAAAUUUGUUUUGGCAACACCAGCAACCAUCAUGGUAUGCUGAUUUUGAAGCAAUGCUGUAGACACCUACAAAACCUGGCAUAGUUGACAUGUCAAUAACAGCUUGGCGUCCAUUUUGGCAUAUUGAUUUCAUUUUCAACUUUAUCUCAGUUUCCCAAUAUUCAUUGCGGUAUUUUUUUAAGAUGGCGCUAGUGCAUAUGGGCUACUGUGAAAAAAAGUGGCACCGAUUGUUUUUCGUCAGGUAUUUGGUUGUGAGGGAAGUAAUUCCCGGACUUCCAUGUUUGAUACCAACUUUGUGUCUCAAACAUUGUCCUCUGCCAAAUUAAUUAUCAUUGUGUCCAUGACCUAUGACUGGGUUUGAGUCGGUGGAUUCGACUGCCACAUGGUUUUAAACAGGAAAGCAAUAAGAAAUAGAAGUGAUGUUUAAAGGCAGUGAACACUAUUGGUAAUUACUCAAAAUAAUUAUUAGAAUAAAACCUUAAUUGGUAAU